CAACGAAACGAAUGUUGACAAUCGGAAUAAGAGAAAAGAGACCGGAAACAUGUCCAACAUAGGAACAACUGCUGCGGUUAUAAUAUUUAUUUUGGUUCUCGCAUUUACAGUAUUGGGAAUAUUGUACGUCUAUUUUAAGAGGAAAAAACCAGACCUUCUAAGAAGAGCGUCAUUUUGGAAGAAACCGGAACCCGCACAAAAUGAGUACGACACGGUACAUCCUCGGCCAGGACAGGAACAUUCGUAUGGAUGCAUGAGGGCAUCUGAUCCUCAUGAGGACUAUUUACAACCAAAUCCCUCCGCCAUCCGAUCACGGAACAUCGAUAACAUCGAUUAUCUGGUGGAGGCAGAUGAUAAUAUUAUUUCUGGUGUAGACACUAUAUCAUCGAAUGGCCAGUCCACGUUAGAAAACGAUUAUGACUACAUUCAUAUAGAUGAUACAAAUUGCAGCAAACCGCCACAAGCAAACACGUAUAGUCUUGCCCGAGCUAUUCCGAUUACUAACGACUACGAAAAAUGUAACCAAUCGCAACCUAAAGAUUCAAAAUUUUCAUCACAACAUGAUUAUUAUAACACUUUCAAGGCGGUGAAACCUAAUGCAGAAAAGAAAACCAAUACCACAGAAAAUGACUACGACAGAACAAACGUCACAUAA
This is a messenger RNA of Saccostrea cuccullata (small rock oyster), 655 nucleotides long. RefSeq lists its product as uncharacterized. Lineage: Eukaryota; Metazoa; Mollusca; Bivalvia; Ostreida; Ostreidae. The transcript has 3 exons. Bases 50 to 655 code for a protein of 201 amino acids. The record is from RefSeq and is a predicted model, not a curated record.